AUGACAACAAUCAGACGAUUCAAAUGUGAGGACGUCUUUAAGUACGCAAACGUGAAUUUGGAUUAUUACACAGAGACGUUCCACUUCCCAUUUUAUUUUGAGUACUUGGCCAAGUGGCCGAAUUUGUGUUAUACUGCCAAGAACUGUAAUGGUCGAUGUGAGGGGUAUCUGAUUGGGAAAGUUGAAGGGAAGGAUGAGAAGCACCACGGACACUUGACUGCCAUAACAGUGUCCAGAGAGUUUCGAAGAAUCAGACUGAGUGAGAGGCUAAUGUAUUGGCUCAGGCAGAUCUCUGAAGAGUCAAAUGGAUAUUACGUGGACUUAUUUGUAAGAAAGUCGAAUGAUGCUGCGACGCGAAUGUAUCACAAAUUGGACUAUGUGGUGUAUCGAGAGAUAUUGGAGUAUUAUAGCAGUAACAAAGAGAAUGCAUAUGAUAUGCAUUUAGCAUUACCAAGAGAUGUCAAUAAAAAGUCGAUCAUCCCACUUCCAAAGCCGAUCAGCGUCGACGAGGCAGACGAUUUGAAUUGA
Molecule: messenger RNA, 528 nt
Organism: Entamoeba invadens IP1
Lineage: Eukaryota; Evosea; Mastigamoebida; Endamoebidae
Product: N-acetyltransferase, putative
Exons: 2
Coding region: 1-528 (175 amino acids)
Biological process (GO): N-terminal peptidyl-methionine acetylation
Cellular component (GO): NatB complex
Molecular function (GO): protein-N-terminal amino-acid acetyltransferase activity
Source: RefSeq, a predicted model, not a curated record